Messenger RNA from Asparagus officinalis (garden asparagus), 1270 nucleotides. RefSeq names its product probable peptide/nitrate transporter At3g43790. Gene Ontology annotation, biological process: transmembrane transport. The transcript is spliced from 13 exons. Lineage: Eukaryota; Viridiplantae; Streptophyta; Magnoliopsida; Asparagales; Asparagaceae. The record is from RefSeq and is a predicted model, not a curated record. The annotation marks the transcript as partial. Gene Ontology annotation, molecular function: transmembrane transporter activity.
UUUUUAUCUUUUUGCUGGGUUUUGUUGGUUUCUUCUUGGCUUUGGGUUUUACCAAUAUCGUCAUGGUUUCCCUUUUUGUAUUUCAUGAUAUGCAUAAGGGACUUACAUAUUGCCAAAAGAGUGGAAGAUAUUGGGUUUUAUGCAGGCUUUGUUGGUUCUUCAUACAUGCUUGGGAGAGCUUUGACUUCUCUUGUUUGGGGAAUGGUAGCUGAUAGAUGGGGAAGGAAACCUGUCAUACUUAAUGGCCUCAUUUCAUCGGUUAUAUUUAACACCCUCUUUGGAUUGAGUGUAAAUUUUUGGAUGGCAAUUGUUACAAGAUUUUUUCUUGGAGCCAUGAGCGAUUUACUUGGCACGAUAAAAUAUUCACUGUGUUUCUACAUCGAUGAAAUUGGCGCACUCCUUAUUCAAGUUAGUACAGUAUGGGGCUCAGGUCUCAUUAUUGGUCCAGCUCUCGGAGGCUUCCUUGCACGGAUAAUGCAGUUUUCUUACUUCUUGCCGUAUUUCAUUAUAUCGCUGUUUGUCGCUGGUGUGCUUAGUGUCUGUUUUUGGCUUCCAGAAACGCUGCACUAUCAUCCUGAGAGCAAAACAGCAGGCGGAGCAAUCGAACCUCUGCAGGCAUGCCUUACUGGGUCUGAUACGGGAGAAAAGGAUGUAGGAAACGAAAAGGGGAUUCAACCUAAUAAGGAAAAUAUUCUCUCAAAUUGGCCACUAAAGUUACCUACCAUCGUAUGCUGUGUUUUCUCCCUUCGUGAUACAGCCUACAAUGAGAUAUUCUCCCUAUGGGCUGAAAGCGAUAGAAAACUUGGAGGGUUGAGUUUUUCGUAUAUGGAUGUUGGUGAGGUUCUGGCAGUCUCAGGUUUUAGUCUUGUGGUAUUUCUACUGUUUAUUUAUAGGAUACCUAUCGUUAUGCUUUGCAAUUCUGAUGUGCAGAUUCUCACUAUACCAUUAGUUAUCGCCUGCCCAUUUAUGUCCAAGCUUUCAGGAUCCAUACUUUCAUUGGUGAACUGUGCAUCCAUAUUGAAGAAUGUUCUUUCUGUAGCUCUAUUCACCGGCUUGUUCAUCUCGCAGAACAAUGCAGUGCCUCAGCACCAAAGAGGUGCUGCAAAUGUUAUUUCAAUGACAGCCCAAUCUGUUUCCAGGGCUAUUGCUCCAGCAUGUGCAGGAGCUUUGUGAGUAUCUUUACUUCUGCUAAAAGAUCAGAAUGCGCUAUAUACAAGAUCGCUACGUAUAAGAUCAUUGUCCCGCCAAUUUUUUUCAGAGCUACCACUUU